UAGUUGUAUUUUCCUCGGACAGUUUGUACUUUCAUCUUACUUUUGUCAGGUAAUAAGAUCUAUCAGCGGAGAAAAUGUUUGAAUUUGUUUUUCUGUGUUUGGGCAGUGCUGCUGCCGUGAUAUACCUCGGCGGCUACGAGAUUAAACGGAAGGCUGAGUAUCUCAAGAGUGCCACCCGCGUGAAAGAUUUGAGAGGGCUGAGUGAAUUGCUUGAAAACAAGACUAAACCGCUGGUUGUUGCGAUAUCCGGAAGAGUUGGCUCUAGUAGGCCUUUAAAAUGCGAACAUAGUGGCAUUUGGGGUGUUUUUAUGGAGGAAAAGGCCAAACUUGUUUUUGGGACGAGGUCUUUACAUGGUGGUUUGAUGCGCCAUUCUGCAGAGUUUCUAUUAAAACAUAAGGAGGUUCCUUGGUUCCUGGAAGACAGUACUGGCCGGAUAAAUGUAGUUGGAGCCAGAUUUGCCGAGGGUUUUUAUGAUAAUCUAAAAGAGUUUGUGUUUGUCGAGCCCGCGAGUGAACUCAUCAAAAAGUUUGUUAAACCCGAAGGCUUCGUCAAGAUUCUUGAACACAAUUGCUUUGAGCGUGUUCAUGAGCUUGGUAAGCCAUUGACUAUUGUUGGUGAGGCUGUCAAAUACAGCAAUGGAGCUCUCGUGAUCAAAAGACCCACAGAUGGAUCUUUUAUGUUCUUUGAUGGAUAUAGUUCUGUUGAUAAAAUGAUUUCCCUUUUGGAAUCACAAUCUCAGGCUCUAGUAUAUUUCUCCAUAGCCUUAACAGCUGUUGGGACACUUGUAUAUGCCUCGUACGUGAUGCCUUUAAUAAAAAAGUCUUGGUUCCUAGAUAAAUCAGACACUACAGCCGGCCAGAGAGCAGAAACGGAGACCAAGCACAACUCGAUGGGCAAGGCUCAGAGCAAUUAUGCUUUUGGGCUCUGUUUUACCUGUAUGAUCUUAAUUUUGUUAUUGGACACAAAAUAAAGCUGCUUUACCUUCCAGUGUUAUGGCGGAAAUGUUUCUGUAUCAAAUGUAUUUUUAUAUAAUCUAAUAAUGUCUACUUUAUUUGCUAUCAAAUUCAGUUUUAGGCU
Messenger RNA from Arabidopsis lyrata subsp. lyrata, 1078 nucleotides. Its product is annotated as E3 ubiquitin-protein ligase SP1. Gene Ontology annotation, biological process: protein ubiquitination; organelle organization. Lineage: Eukaryota; Viridiplantae; Streptophyta; Magnoliopsida; Brassicales; Brassicaceae. Bases 75 to 971 code for a protein of 298 amino acids. The transcript has 8 exons. The record is from RefSeq and is a predicted model, not a curated record. Gene Ontology annotation, molecular function: ubiquitin-protein transferase activity.